This is a messenger RNA of Ornithorhynchus anatinus (platypus), 1829 nucleotides long. It is a transcript of the gene PLPP6, whose product is annotated as phospholipid phosphatase 6. NCBI's taxonomy places the organism in Eukaryota, Metazoa, Chordata, Mammalia, Monotremata, Ornithorhynchidae. The transcript has a single exon. Gene Ontology annotation, molecular function: sphingosine-1-phosphate phosphatase activity. The record is from RefSeq and is a predicted model, not a curated record. Bases 90 to 914 code for a protein of 274 amino acids.
CCCGCUCCCCCCAGCCGGCCCCGAUCCCGGACACACCUCUCCCCUCCGCCCCCCCGGCACGCGCUGUCUGCAGUUGAGGGUCGAGGAAGAUGCCGAGUCCCCGGAGGGCCCGGGAGAGUCGGGGGGCGGGGCCGGGGAGCCCCGCGCCCCUGCCCGGCCGAUUCGAAUGGCCGAGCCCGCCGAGCGACGGGGUCCCCGGGCCGGAGGCGGCCCCCGGCCGGCUCCGCCCUCCCGAGAGCAGUCCCGUCCACCGCCGGGGCUCCCCCGCCCCGCCGCCGCCCCCGCCCCCGCCGCCGGACCGCAUGAAGCUCAACCCCUCCUUCCCGGUCAUCGCCCUCCGGUCCCUGCUGGCCGUCGACCUGUGGCUGAGCAAGCGGCUGGGGGUGUGCGCCGGGGACGACUCGCUGUGGGGCAGCGCCCGGCCCCUGCUGAAGCUGCUGGAGAUCUCGGGCCACGGGAUCCCUUGGCUGGCGGGCACCGUCUACUGCCUGUCCCGGAGCGCCAGCUGGGCCGGGCGGGAGGUGCUGCUCAACCUGCUCUUCGCCCUGCUGCUGGACCUCCUCCUGGUGGCCCUCCUCAAGGCCCUGGUCCGCCGCCGGCGGCCGGCGCACAAUCGAAUGGACAUGUUCGUCACCCUCUCGGUCGACAGGUACUCCUUCCCUUCGGGCCACGCCACCCGGGCGGCCCUCGUCUGUCGGUUCGUCCUGCACCACCUGGCGCCAGCCCUCCCGCUCCGGGUGCUGGUGGUGCUGUGGGCCUUCGUCCUGGGCCUGUCCAGGGUCAUGCUGGGCCGGCACAACGUCACGGAUGUGGCCUUCGGCUUCUUCUUUGGCUACGUUCAGUACAACGUGGUGGACUACUGCUGGCUGUCGCCCCUCAACGCCCCGGCCCUCUUCUCCCUGUGGACCAGCUAGUGGCACGUUUCGGGUGGGACGACGGCAUCCACCCCGUGGAUGUCGGGGGGUACCUCCCCUGGGACAGGAGGAGGGCCGGGGGUAAAAGAUAAAUCGACACAUCGAGCCGCACGUAACUCUGGCACGCUCUCAGCCGGAACCGGGGGGGUGUCGGACGGAAGGAACGGAUUUGUUGUUUCGGGUAGGCCGCGCCCGCCGGAGGACCGCGGAGGAAUCGAACGGUCCACCCUCUGCUUCUUGCCCAUCCGCAUCGGUGAUCGAGGCCUGAUUCCACAAAUCGACAAGUCUUCCAUAGGUGCCGUUUAAAACAACGCUACCCGGAACCGUCGCCGCCUUACCGUGACCGUGCUUGAGGACGAGCCGCGCGCCGGCGCCGGGAAUCCGUGCCGUUGACCGGUAAUCGGUUUUUGAACACCACUUUAGGAAUCCUAGGUAGUCACCUGGGUCGUUUCCUAAAACGCUGGUGCCGUGGUGAUGUAUUGGGUUUCUUUGGGUUUUUUAGAACCCUUGCCGUUUCCUGCCGCUCCGAGGGAGAGGUGGCCCGGUACCACCCCCGGAAGACUUCUAGAUACGAUUAUAAAUUGCCCUUCCAUUCCUCUUUAAUCCUUUCCAUUAAUGAGCACGUUGGCGAAGCUCGUUUCGGGGGAGAGACGAGUAAAUCACGAAGCCACCCAAGACCCCCUCGGUCCCCUCUGAAAGGGGAGUAAGAACUUCGGAAGAUCGACCUCGUGUUCCGUGAAGAUACCUCCGCAGGAGAGUUCCACUGUGUCCAUUGUCUCUACUGGGAAGAUGAAAUGUUUGUGGGGAAGGGGAGAGGGGACCUUCCAUGGGAUCACGGCGCUCUACUGCGUUAAGCUUUCUCGAAUGUAGGAAAUUCUCAAAUGCUCUAAUUAAAAGAUAUUCCUCUGACCCGUC